GCCAGGCUGGGUGACAAGCAAGGACUUUUCAUCUUGUGGGAACCCUUGCCACAUCCUGCUUGGGAGCACUUCUGAGAUUGUGUCAUUCCUGGCAUCUCAACUGCUAUGGGAAGCAGGUCCGUGUUCCUGCUCUUAGGUCUCAGUGUCCUGCUGGCUUUGUCAGGAUCAGAAGCAAAGAAUUCUGCAGCUUUCUGUCCUCCAUGCCCAGAAAAUGCUUACUGCCACAACAGCACACACUGUGUUUGCAAAGAUGGAUUUCAGUCUGUGUCUCGAAGGAGCUACUUCAACUCUUACGAGAAAUGUGAAGAUAUCGAUGAGUGUACGACUGGGCUGGCAAAGUGCAAGCAGAAAGCAUAUUGCAGAAAUAAAAUUGGAAGUUACUACUGCAGCUGUGUCCCAAAUUAUCCUAUCUUCAACUGGGUGGCUGGUGUCAUUGACAUGAAUUAUGCAGAAUGUUAUGAGGAUGCUGGUAAGAAGACACAGAAACAAGUGAACAUUUGGGAAAAUCUGAGGAAUAGAAGCAAAGAGUGCAUUGCAAAAAAGGCUACACAACUACUUCAACAGGUGGAACUGAGCAUAUGGAAUCAGAGUUUUUCUUCUCCAGGAAAGAAUGAAAACACUGCAUUUGACAUAGUUUAUGAAACCAAGAGGUGCAAUGAGACAAGUGAGAAGGCAAUUCUAGAAGCUGGAAAUAACACAAUGGAUAUCCACUGCACUGAUGCUUUCAAAGGAACCACAAGAGAUAGGAGUGCAGUUGCGCUUAUCGCUUACCAGUCUCUUGGGGAUAUUCUAAAUGGAUCAUUUUUCAGUGAUGGAAGAGGGAUAAAGGAAAUCAAACUGAACUCUCAAGUGAUCAGUGGCUCCAUUGGCAUGAAGGAAAAAGCUGAUCUAUCUAAACCUGUGUUCCUGACCUUACAGCAUACUCAGCCUGGUGGUGGGAGAAGAAAAUAUUUCUGUGUCUACUGGAAAGGAUCAGAGGAGGGGGGCAGCUGGUCCACGGAGGGCUGUUCUCAUUUGGACAGCAAUGAUUCUCACACCGAAUGCAAGUGCUUCCACCUUUCCAGCUUUGCUGUCCUAAUGGCUCUUGUUCCCAAGGAGGAUGCUGUGCUGACGGUGAUCACCUACAUGGGGCUGAGCCUCUCCCUGCUGUGCCUCCUCCUGGCAAUCCUCAUCUUCCUUCUGUGUCGACCCAUCCAGAACACCCACACCUCCCUCCACCUGCACCUGUCCAUCUGCCUCUUCCUGGCCCACCUCCUCUUCCUCACGGGCAUCGACCGGACAGAGCCAAAGGUGCUGUGCUCAGUCAUUGCAGGUGUGCUGCAUUACCUCUACUUGGCCUCCUUCACCUGGAUGCUCCUUGAAGGGCUGCACCUCUUCCUCACUGUCAGGAACCUCAAGGUGGCCAACUACAACAGUGUAGACAGAUUCAAGAAAAGGUUCAUGUACCCUUUUGGCUAUGGGAUUCCUGCUCUGAUUGUGGCUGUAUCUGCAAUAGCAGGACACAAGAAUUAUGGAACAUAUACUCACUGCUGGCUCAAGCUUGAUAAAGGGUUCAUCUGGAGUUUCAUGGGGCCAGUUGCACUCAUUAUCUUGAUAAACUUGUUGUUCUACUUACAAGUUCUGUGGAUUUUGAGAAGCGAACUUUCCUCCCUUAAUAAAGAAGUUUCCACCAUUAAGGACACCAGAGUCAUGACAUUUAAAGCCAUUGCUCAGUUAUUUAUCCUGGGCUGUUCUUGGGGUCUUGGUUUUUUCAUGGUUGAAGAAGUUGGGAAGACAAUUGGAUUGGUUAUUGCCUACAUAUUCACCAUCAUCAAUAUCCUGCAGGGGGUUUUGCUUUUUGUGGUACACUGUCUCCUUAAUUACCAGGUGCAAAUGGAAUUCAAGAAAUGGUUUAAUGGGUUGAAGAAAGGGUUUGAAACUGAAAGCACUGAGGUAUCUCCCUCUAUAACCCACACCAAAAUGGAGAAACUGGAGAAGUCAUCGGAAGUCUUUUGCAGGAGAGACUCUGGAUCUAUCCAACCACCGUCUGCACUUCGGGUUGCUGCCGUUUCUUGGCUCAGAACAGAAAACUGAGCUGCGUGUGGACGGCGCCCCCUCGUGGUCACGUAUACAUCGGACAAAUGCCACUGUCUACCUUUCCUGUGAAAUUGAGUCCUGACUCAUUCAUUACCUUAUUUUGGCUUCUGGCUGUGUAGAAAGAAAGGGGCACAUGGGAGAAUUCUUAGAUCCAGAAUCCAAUAUUGUGUGUCACGUGCAACUAAAUGGUUAAAGAAUCUCUUUUAAUGAUGAGGGAAAUAAGUGGAUUUUCUUCUGCUAGACGUUACCACCUUGCCUAUGACUAAUAGGCCGACAUCUGGAUUCAGCUUACAGAUCCUCUUCUGGCCUCUCAGUUGCAUUUUAUGCUCCCCAAGAUUUUGCAUCUCUUUACAUCUGCAUAAUCCAGUGAUUCCCAUAUGAAUUAAUAUUAAAUGAGGGUUGAAUGCUUGCAAUGCAAAAUUACACCACCAAUCUCACUUAGGGGUGGAUUGUCUCUGGGAAGGAUUUUGUGUUCAGGUCACCAACACUUU
This is a messenger RNA of Hippopotamus amphibius kiboko, 2567 nucleotides long. RefSeq names its product putative adhesion G protein-coupled receptor E4P. The coding region runs from base 106 to 2073 and encodes 655 amino acids. NCBI's taxonomy places the organism in Eukaryota, Metazoa, Chordata, Mammalia, Artiodactyla, Hippopotamidae. The transcript is spliced from 17 exons. The record is from RefSeq and is a predicted model, not a curated record. Gene Ontology annotation, biological process: adenylate cyclase-activating G protein-coupled receptor signaling pathway; cell surface receptor signaling pathway. Gene Ontology annotation, molecular function: G protein-coupled receptor activity; calcium ion binding. Gene Ontology annotation, cellular component: membrane.